AUGUUAAAUAAUACAGUUUUAAUAAAAAAAAUACCACCAUUUAUGAACGAAUUGGUAGAAGCUUAUAAUAUAUGUUAUGGUGGUUUAAAUAAAAUUGAAAAAUGUGUAUUUGGCAAAAAGGUAGUAAGAAGAAUAAAUAUGAAAGAUACAGAUAUGUAUCAACUAUGCAUAAUACAUUAUCAGUUAUGUAAUAAAGAAAAGAUAUAUAAAAUAUCAUAUAUUCAAGAUGAUUUGGAUUUAUGUAAUAGUUUUUUUGAUAAAGAAUCAAAAUUGUAUUUAUCUAAUGAUGGUAAUUUAGGAUGUUUAUUCUCCUAUAAUGAUAAAAAGUUAAGAAUAGAUCUUUUUAAAAAUGAAUCAAUUAAUGGAAAGUUUUUUUUCACAUGCAUGAAUAAUGUAUUAAUUAACGAUAUUCACAAAAAGUUUUUUAUUCAUGAAUCCUUUUGUUCUUUUAAUUCUAGUAACACUUUAUUAAUAUAUAGUGCUGAAAACGAUGACAUUCGAUUGAAAAAAGAAAACAACUUACCUCCAAAAGAUAUUGAUAUCUUAAAAAAACUCAACAAUGGUGUUUAUGUAGAAACAUUUGGUGAAAAAUAUAAUUGCUCUUUUUUUUAUUUAUAUGUAUAUAAUUUAUUAGAUAAUUCUAUUAAAUAUAUAACAAUAAAAGAUGUAUCAAGUUGUUAUUAUAACCCUCAGUUUAUUGAUGAAACUUCUUUUGUUUGUUUGUCAUAUAGAACAGUACCAUAUAGAUUAGGCAUAUAUGCUUUUAAUAUUAGAUCUAAUGAUUUAUACUUAUGUACACUGAAUGACUCAGACAUAGAUACUUGCGAAGAUAAAAAAACAAAAAAUAAAAAAAAUUAUAUCCGAUGUGCUUAUGUAAAAUUAUCAGGAAAACAUUUCAAGCACACAGCUUCUCCCAUUGUUAUUAAGCAUAAUGAAGAAGUCUAUGUUGCAUGUCUGGUGGUUUUUAUGAAAAAUGAAGAAUGCAAGCAACAUAUAAUGGAGUAUAAUUUAGUUUUAAUUAAAUUAGUUAAAGAAGAAGCAAAACAAAAAAAAAAAAAAAAAAACAUACAAGAUGAGAAAAAUGAACACUAUUAUGACAAUAAUUCUUUUUCAAGUAUAGGAAGCAGUGAAGAAAAUUAUUACUAUAAUAACGAUGAAGAAAAAGAUAUAAAUAAAAGAAUGAAAGCAGAUAAUUUUUGUGAUCAUAACGACGAUGUUUGUAACUAUAAAAAAUUAGAAACUGAUGUAAUCAUUAAAGAAGGAUAUUAUACUUCCUAUUUCAGAGGCUUAUAUACUGAUGAAAUAAAAGGAUACUGUUAUCCAUAUAUAUUUUUAAACACUAUUUUUUAUAGUAGUAAAAUUAUUAUUGCUGUUCAUAUGUUUACAAAAAAAAUAUAUAAAAUUCUCAUAUAUAAUAUAUAUAAUGAAAACGAUAUAAAUACAAGUAUAGAGAUUUUAUGCAUGAAAAAUGACAAUAUAUUUGUGAGUAUAAGAAAUAUGUUAUUAAAUGACGUCUUAGCUUACUGCAUAUUUAAUGAAGCAAAUAUCAAGGGUGAUUAUAUAUAUUUAACUAAUUUAAAAAGUUACAAUCUGGAUUUCUUGACAUAUGAUACUAUAAAAAAAGAAAAAAGCAUCCUAUACUCUAAUGUUAAUGAUAACUCAAAAAAAUUAUUUAUGAUCUUAAGUGAAAUGGAAACAUGCUUAUUUAAAGAAAAACAUCCUUAUAUAAGAAGAAAAAAUCCAAGUUUUAAUUUAUUAUAUGAAGAUGAACAGCAUUUUCUAAAUGAUAUACAACACAAAGGACUACAUCUUCCCAAUUUUAAUUUAUUUAAUGAAAAAAAAUUAAGAAAUUUAAUUUUAUAUAUUCAUGGAGGACCCUAUAGCACUGUUAUAAAUCAAUAUAAAAAUGUUUUUAUUUUUUAUGCUGCAUGCGGUUUUGAUAUUUUAUGUAUCAAUUAUGUUGGCUCUUUAAGCUUUUCUGAUAAACCAAAUAUAUUAAAUGGAAAUGUAAAUUCAAUUGAAAUAAAUGAUAUAAUAGAAAACUUUAAAGAUUUCAUUAAUUAUUUCGGAGAUUAUGAAAAUGUAUAUUUAUAUGGUCAAUCAUAUGGUGGAUUUGCUGUUUGUUCUAUUUUAACAAAAUAUAAUCUAUUUAAAAGUGCUUGUGUAAUAAAUGGAUUUUAUGAAUGGGUGCUAUCUGCAUAUUCGUCUGAUAUUUCUGACUAUUUUUUUAAUAUGCCAUUAAAUAAAAAUUGUGAAUAUAAUGGUAAUUUUAAUAAGCAAGAUUACUCACGUAUAUAUGAAUUAUCUCCAAUAAAUUUUGUAGAAAAUAUUUCGUGUCCUGUUUUAAUUAUAUGCGGAAAAGAUGAUGUGCGUGUUUCUUAUCAUAAUAGUGUAUCUUUAUAUAAUAGAUUAAGAGCAUUAAAAAAAAGAUGUAAAUUAUUUUUAUUUGAAAAUUGCAAUCAUUCUAUUGAAAAUUACUUUCAUGAAGAAACUAUGCUUAUGAACGUUAUCUUAUGGUUUUAUGAUUAUGAAAUAAAAAAAAAAAAAUAG
Molecule: messenger RNA, 2550 nt
Organism: Plasmodium relictum
Lineage: Eukaryota; Apicomplexa; Aconoidasida; Haemosporida; Plasmodiidae
Product: peptidase, putative
Exons: 1
Coding region: 1-2550 (849 amino acids)
Biological process (GO): proteolysis
Molecular function (GO): serine-type endopeptidase activity
Source: RefSeq, a predicted model, not a curated record